CAGUUGUGCAUGACGUCACGACGUCGCCCUGCGUGCUGAUGAGGUCCAGCUACGUCCUGAUGUUGUUAUGUGGAUUUUAGAGACUAAAACAUCAGGGUUUGAUCGUUCGUGCGGAGACUGAGCUCCGUGAUUCCGCUGAGGGAACAUUCACACCGUCACCGACCUGGGACACACACAGUAAACUACCGGAUUAACGACUGCUGCUGCUGCGGGGAAAAUGUCUGCGGGCUCCGGGAGCAGAAACACGAACACGGAACCGUGGGGGAGCUUCGACGACAACCUCAUCCAGGGCGGCGGCUCGGCCGUCAUCGACAUGGAGAACAUGGACGACACGUCGGGCUCCAGCUUCGAGGACAUGGGCGAGAUGCACCAGAGGAUGAAGGAGGAGGAGGAGGUGGCGGCAGAGGCGGCGGCCACCGAGGACGACUCGGCUGAGGAUGGAGAGUUCCUGGGCAUGAAGGGGUUAAAGGGUCAGCUGGGCCGACAGGUGGCUGACGAGGUGUGGCAGGCCGGGAAGCGUCAGGCCUCCAGAGCCUUUAAUCUGUAUGCCAACAUCGAUAUCCUGAGGCCCUACUUCGACGUGGAGCCGGUCCAGGUCCGCAACAGACUGAUCGAGUCCAUGAUCCCGGUCCGCAUGAUCAACUUCCCCCAGAAGAUCGCAGGUGAGCUGUAUGGUCCUCUGAUGCUCGUCUUCACUCUGGUCGCCAUCCUGCUGCAUGGGAUGAAGACAUCAGGGACCGUCAUUAGGGAGGGGACUCUGAUGGGCACCGCCAUAGGAACAUGUUUCGGUUACUGGCUCGGUGUUUCCUCCUUCAUCUACUUCCUGGCGUACCUGGUCAACGCUCAGAUCACCAUGCUGCAGAUGCUGUCCCUGCUGGGUUACGGUUUGUUCGGUCACUGUGCCGUCCUCCUCAUCACAUACAACAUCCACUUCCACUUCCUGUUCUAUGUCCUCUGGCUGCUGGUGGGAGGACUGUCCACUCUGCGCAUGGUGGCGGCACUGCUGUCCCGGACGGUGGGUCAGACUCCUCGUCUCCUCCUCUGUGGGACUCUGUCUCUGCUGCACAUGCUCUUCCUGCUCUACCUGCACUUCGCCUAUCACAAGAUCGUAGAGGGUCUCCUGGACUCUCUGGAAGGACCAAACCUGGCUCCAAUGCAGCGGGUGGCCAGAGAUGUACCUGAGCUCAACACCACACUGAGGAUCCUGGGGGCCCUGCCGAGGGCCCAGUGAGCCCCCCCCCCGCCGUCUUUUCCUGUGUCAGUCUAAAAUCUUUGUUGUAACAGAAUGGUCUCAGCUCAGAGGUCUGAUGAAGACCAUGUCUGGUCCAGAAGAAGCAGUAAGUGACCUUUGAUUGGAGACGAUUGUGUUGAUGAAUCAAACUAAACUUUUUCUCUUUUUUAUUCUGUCACAUUCAGUUUUGGGGUUUUUGUUCAGAUGUAUUUAUAAAAUAAACUUUAUGGACUUUAAACAGAGAA
This is a messenger RNA of Lates calcarifer (barramundi perch), 1476 nucleotides long. It is a transcript of the gene yipf3, whose product is annotated as Yip1 domain family, member 3. The transcript has 9 exons. The record is from RefSeq and is a predicted model, not a curated record. NCBI's taxonomy places the organism in Eukaryota, Metazoa, Chordata, Actinopteri, Centropomidae. Bases 218 to 1231 code for a protein of 337 amino acids. Gene Ontology annotation, cellular component: Golgi apparatus.